Messenger RNA from Odontomachus brunneus, 1713 nucleotides. RefSeq lists its product as uncharacterized. The transcript is spliced from 5 exons. The coding region runs from base 607 to 1566 and encodes 319 amino acids. Gene Ontology annotation, molecular function: lipid carrier activity. The record is from RefSeq and is a predicted model, not a curated record. Gene Ontology annotation, biological process: lipid transport. NCBI's taxonomy places the organism in Eukaryota, Metazoa, Arthropoda, Insecta, Hymenoptera, Formicidae.
AACAUUUGAAGAGUGCAUCACGCAGAGCAGCACUUAGCGCGAGAAUUGCAGCAAGAGAAAUUGAUCACAGUUUGUGACCAGACUUCUUCAUCAUCAUGGCAACUUUAUAGGUGAUACCUUUUCUCCUAGACUAACGGUUGUUUUUGGAACGAAGUGAGAAAUGAAGAUCGCGAGACAUUGUUUAUCAACACAGAAUACGAGAUAAGAAGAGAAUUAGAGGCCAGGAAUACACAGAAGCAGCAAACCAACUGACCAACCAGUCGGUGAUUCUUCUUACGGCCCAAAAAUAAUCGAUUGUGAUUGGUUAAGCUUCUCAUUGCUUCUUAUUACAUUUUUUUGUGCGCUAUCCGCUUUAUACGUGUGUAUUUAUAUUUGCGAAACGUCCGUUAUAUCGUGAGUUACUUGAGCGACGAAAACAUCUCGUCGAAUCGCACAAGAUAGACGUCGACAAGAACACGUAGCAGCGAAAUCGUCGCCUAUCCUGUUCACUCGAUUCGUCAAGCAAACUCAUCAGAAAGGCUCGUUCGAAUCGCUCCAAGACGACUUGACGCGCUGACCGGGUAGAAGCGGCUUGAUCGCAUUCAGAGGAGAGCAGAGAAGAUCGCCAUGAUUUCUUUCGUCAUAGUGCCGUUUCUCCUAGUCUUCGAAUUGUUACUUUACCAUACAAAGAAUGAUAUGUUCGUGAACUCGUUCACGGCCGUGAACACGUUCGAUGUGUUCGUGAAGUCGACGUUUGUCCCGAACUGGAGAGACUUCGACAGCCACCAGGCGAGUGGGAAUCUCUUGUCGCUCAAGCUGAUCUGUUAUGUCACUCUUUAUGACACAAUGUUGUGUCGCACGGAGAAGCCAGUUCUCGAGUCGCCGUCGAACUUAUACAGCACGAGCGUUUCCUCUUCGAAUUCAAAUGACAGGCGCAUCAGGCGCAAUUCCUUCGACCAGCCCGGCACACCCUUCGAGAUUCACUUCGACUACAGCGGAGUCGUCAGUUACGCCGUCGAGAAGGACGACGUAGAGUCGAUGCGGAUGAACAACGUGUACCGAAUGAUCGCGAAUCAGAUGAACGUGGGUGCUUAUAAUAUCUAUGACCACAGUGACUUUUACCCCAUAAUGGAACGAUCCACCGUGGGUUAUUGCCCGACGAAUUUCACGACCACGAGAUAUCCUUCGUCGAAGAAAAAGAUACUGUCGAAAACAUUGACGCCCUUCUUUCUUGAGAUGUUCGAUAAACACGGGAGUGUUUUGAUUAGCAAAUAUAGAAAUAUCGAUGAGUGUACGGAGCUGUCGCAUUACAGUUUCGCCGUGAGAUACUGGCAUGAAUUAGUUCCGGCGUUGAGCGUCACCGAGCACGUCAAAAAGUCGGAAAGUUUCAUAACAAUGGACAAGGACACUUUGGAAUCUACUACUGAGAAUUCGUUUGAUUUUCUUGACAAAAAUGGAAAGAGGAUCGGAUCUGUCGUGGAGGCGAUUGUUCUCAAGUUAACUUCGGUAGAUAUAAAGUCGAAGCACGGUGAGUUCGACAAUAACCUGGCUUAUCGAUUGGACGUAAUUAACAAUGAUAAGAUUUAACGAUCUAUAACUCUGAGCAACCGCUCAGCAGAACUGUUACACAGUGUGUGUAUCUCUUUUCAUCUUCUCCAUUCACCGCUGAGUCAACCAAACGACGAUAUGUAACAACUUUUUCACAAAUAAAACGACGACUGUAUGCUUGAUUAA